AUGAUGAUGAUAGAAAAAUCACAGAAAACANUUAAUUUUCAAGUGCAAGAAUUGCCCGGUCAAUCACAUGUAUUUUCACCUUUACAAUUGUCCAGUAGUAAUGGCGUAAAUCAUGAUUCAUCAUCAUUAUAUGAUGAUAAUAAAACACAUCUUAUUGUUGGUGAUUAUGAUAUGGAACGUUUAUUAAAACGUUGUAAUGCUGUUGUAUAUAUAAUUGAUGCUCAAGAUGAUUAUACACAAUCAGUAUCAAGUUUAAACAUGAUUAUACAAUCAGGUAGACGUGUCAAUCCAAGAUUAAGAUAUGAAGUAUUUAUACAUAAAGUUGAUCAAUUGUCAGAAGAAGAAAAAAUAGAAACUCAACGAAAUAUUCAUAAUCAGGUACGAGAUCGUUUUGCUGAUUUAAAUGGUGGAACAGAUUCAUGGCCAUUAACAUCAUUUGGAUCGAAUCCAAAUUCUCAAAAUAUAUUAAUCAAUUUUCAUUUAACAUCAAUAUUUGAUCAUUCAAUAUUUGAAGCAUUUUCAAAAGUAAUACAAAAGUUAUUACCACAAUUUAAUCAUUUAGAAGAUUUGCUCAAUUAUCUUAUAUCAGCAUCAAAUAUGGAACAAGCAUUUUUAUUUGAUAUACAAACGAAAAUAAGUAUUGCAACUGAUUCAUCACCAACUAACAUGCAAAUGUAUGAAUUAUGUUGUGAUAUGAUUGAUUUAUUAAUUAAUAUGAGUCAAAUAUAUGGACGAUCAAAUAGUGAUGUUGUUGAAGCAAUUGAAGAUGAUAUUAAUGAUGACGAAAAUAAUGAAUCUAUUGCGAAAGAUAUUGAUGAUUCAACGAAUUCAUAUUCGACUAGUUCCUUAAGUACAACAUCGGCGGAAACUUCUUGUUCGUCAAUAACUGAUGCAAUUAAUGAACCUACAUCAAAUGUAUUUGAUUCAAUGUCAUCAAGUGUUAUAAAAUUAACUAGUGGUCGAGCACUUUAUCUCAAAGAAAUUAAUCGUCAUCUAGCAUUAGUAUGUAUUUUACAUGAAAAAGCACUUUCAAAACAAGCUAUUAUUGAAUAUAAUGUUAAUCAAUUAAAAAGAAGCAUUUUAGAAUUAUUUUGUUUUACUCAUCAGACAUCUACAUCUUUCGUAGCACGAUAG
This is a messenger RNA of Rotaria sp. Silwood2, 1134 nucleotides long. NCBI's taxonomy places the organism in Eukaryota, Metazoa, Rotifera, Eurotatoria, Philodinida, Philodinidae. The record is from the annotation of a GenBank genome assembly.